This is a messenger RNA of Colias croceus (clouded yellow), 1910 nucleotides long. RefSeq names its product DNA-binding protein D-ETS-3-like. NCBI's taxonomy places the organism in Eukaryota, Metazoa, Arthropoda, Insecta, Lepidoptera, Pieridae. The transcript has 4 exons. The record is from RefSeq and is a predicted model, not a curated record. The coding region runs from base 493 to 966 and encodes 157 amino acids.
GAUACGGUUAUGUUACCACCAUAGAUCUUAAAAAAUGAACUAAUUAAUCCGAACUCAUUCUUAAUAAAGAAAAUAAAUGUUAAAUGUGGUGUGACGUUAAUGUUUAGCAUUCAUGUGCUGUGAUGUGAUUAUAUUCAUUUAAAUAUCCGUUUUUAUCAGUUUCUUAAAGUGAGAUAUAGAAUUAAGUGUGAACUAACUCAGAACUUGUAUGGUUAUGUAUUCAAAUACUCUACUGUAUUAUUUGUGAUUAUAAAGUUGAUUUGAAAUUUUAUAAAUUGGACAUGAUCGUCAAAUACUUUUAAAUAUUUCGCCAUUAAAUAAAAUGCUAAAAAAUUAAUAAAUACGAGUAAAUACGUGUGAUUUGCAUACAAGAUACUUGCGGUAAUUAAGGAAAAGUGUGUGGUAUCACUGCAAUGUGAUACCACACUAAUCGUCACCACGGAUAAUAGCAAGAAACUUGAAAAGCGACCAAAAAGAAAGAGAAUUUCCGAUAUGAGGAUCGACGUUCGCGGACUAAAGUGUGCGACCGCACUACGGGCCGUCAAAGUUGCGAUGUACGAAAGUAGUUGCUCCUACAGCGGGGCUUUAGAAUUAAAACGAAGCUCUCUUAAAGAAGAACCCUGGCCUGCCACAGAAUGGCCACCGUACCGCCUCCACCAGUCCACGUUCGAGCAAUUGAAACAGAGUGUAGAGAAAGCAAAGGCCGCGCUUCAAGACAGAUCAGGGCUUCUGGGGACGGCGACGGCGUUCGGUGACUUUUACGGGGGACAACUGGGGCAAGAUGGCACAAGCACUAUUGGCUUCGGACGGACGUCUAGGACAGAGGAGUCGAUGCUCGGAUCUGUAGAUAAGAAUAAAGGAUUAGGUACAGAAAAAUUAUCAAGCGGAUUAAGUAAGGGCUACUCUACAUCUAGUCUCAGUGACUCGUUAAGGUCAACCAAAUGUUCAGUUAUCUCGCCCCAAUGACGUCACCGUGGCAACCUGAUUAAUGACGUCACGCCCCUAGUCUGCUAUCGCAAAAACUGAUAUAUACAUAUAUUCAAGUUAUGAACAUACGUCCCUGAUAUUAAAUGGCUAUUCAGAUAACUAUUAUUUUCCAACCCCAAACGAUUUCGGUUGUGAAAAGUUUAACUCAGUUUAAUGGAAAGUGAGAAUGGACUAUAGAACUCUAUUAAAUAAUUUAGAACUGAAGGGAACUGUUAUGUUCAUGUCUAAAUUAUAUUUCAAGUUAUGUUAAUGAAAAAUAUGUAAAUGAAACUAAGUAAUGUUUCGUUUACAUAUUAUAGAGUUUAACUAACAAUUUUAAGUCAAGUGGUAUUGUGGAGUAAAAGUUCAACCAGUUCACGGUCGUUUUAACGUAUUUUUUUAAUUCUUGUGCUACUAAACUAAGUCUCAACCAAUGGAAAGCAAAGCUAGUUUGUGAAUAUAAAAACACUUGGAAGAUAGUCUAUGCGUUUUGCUUUACUUACUGCAUUUUACUGAACACUUCAAUAUAAUAUAUCAAACGAAGGGAAGAAUUUCUUCUUGAAGUAAGCCAUCAAAUCAUUAUAUCAAAUCUUAAAUUGACCUAGAAGCAAUUGUGACGAUAAUUAGUCGGUCACAAAGAUUUAAAGUGGAGUAGGCGAAGCAUGAAGUCAAAGAGAGAUGACAAUUAAAAGUUAUCGUGUACGUCAAAGGAGCGGUUAUUUCGCUCCGUGAGCCGGUAACUAUUUAAGGGUUGGAGAUCUUACAAAUAACUUUUAAUGGUUAAAAUAUUAGAAAUGAAAUAUACAGUGAGAUGAACAGAGUUUUAUUUCGUGUUAACUGGAAGAAUUCGGUGGAUAGAAUAGAAAGAAAAGAAAAAGGCAUAAUUACCAACCUUCUACAAUCUACAUAGGUUGAAUAAGACUUGUCAUUAAAUACAUGUUAUA